Messenger RNA from Moneuplotes crassus, 285 nucleotides. The record is from the annotation of a GenBank genome assembly. NCBI's taxonomy places the organism in Eukaryota, Ciliophora, Spirotrichea, Euplotida, Euplotidae.
UUUCACUUUCCAAUGAAGCACAAUGGUAGCCCCGUUUUGGGUACUCACCAGUCAAAGAAACUGCCUAAUUUGAGAAGAAGAGUUUUUCUAGAUGACUCAAAGUCUAUCUCUUAUAAAUCCUUCAGUAGUACAAGAAGGCUAGGGACAAAGAGGAAAGGAAUGGAAAUUAGAGAGAAAUAAGAUUCGAGCAAAGGUAAGUGAGGGUGUGUUUUGAAAAAUUAAGAUUUUGAGGGUUUGGAGUAAUAAUAAGGUGAAAAUAAUGUAAAAUUUGUGUUUGGAAUUGGG